AUGAGUGGAAUGGCAGAGCAUUGGAGGCAUUUGAAUCGGCUUCAAGAUGUAGAUUUUGAAAAUGACAGCUUUAUUUCAAUUGCAGAAGCGGUAUACUAUCAACUUAAGGAUCGCUAUAAUUCCAUCCCUGGUACUGAUAUUUUACCGGAACAGCUUUCAAAACUAGAGCUGAUCAAAUUUGAGAAACAAAAUGAUAUGAUCGAUUAUUAUAGAGAACAUCAAGUCAUCGGAGACCCAACCAUUCCUCCUGUUGCCAAUAUUGGCAACAUUUCGAACACUUAUUGCAUCCUUCCGUGUUAUCAAAGAAGACUAUCCAACGAGAAAUUACCAAAUCAAGCGCCAAUUCCAACAAUGGAAAACUCAUUUUGCCCAAUUUAUUUGGAGAACUCUCCUCCAAAAGUUCCUAAAAUUAAAAGCAGUGACUCAAGAAAUUUUGAUGAAGAGUAUAAGAAAGCAGCUGACAAUGAGGAUUUCGUAUUUUGGUCCAUUGCAGGACGAACAUUCCUGUUAAUGCAAAGUAAUGGAUUCAAUGUCAACGAUGCCACUUAUUCUCAGUUAACAGCAGUCACAAGGAUAGGCCAAAAUCGUGCCCUUAGUUUGAUGUCUGGAAGAGCAUUCAAAGAACUGGAAGGUUGUUUUCAAGGACUGUCCCCGACAAAAUACCGCUAG
Molecule: messenger RNA, 669 nt
Organism: Funneliformis mosseae
Lineage: Eukaryota; Fungi; Glomeromycota; Glomeromycetes; Glomerales; Glomeraceae
Source: the annotation of a GenBank genome assembly